This is a messenger RNA of Salvia hispanica, 1727 nucleotides long. Its product is annotated as pyruvate dehydrogenase E1 component subunit alpha-3, chloroplastic-like. Gene Ontology annotation, cellular component: intracellular membrane-bounded organelle. Gene Ontology annotation, molecular function: pyruvate dehydrogenase (acetyl-transferring) activity. Gene Ontology annotation, biological process: pyruvate decarboxylation to acetyl-CoA. NCBI's taxonomy places the organism in Eukaryota, Viridiplantae, Streptophyta, Magnoliopsida, Lamiales, Lamiaceae. The record is from RefSeq and is a predicted model, not a curated record.
CCACAAAAACAAACUCUCGUGCUCUCCGCCCCUCUCUCCACCUCCAUCCUAUAUUACUUUCUCUCUCCUUUUCUCUCGAUUCAUUCAUUUCCUUCUCCUCAAACUCCGCCCCCCAUCGAGAUUUCAGCCCUUUUGAGGUUUCUCCCCGUUGCAUUGCGCUCUUGCGGGAAAAAAAAUGGCGUGUUCAGCUACGGCCAAAAUCAUUCACAAUCCUCUGCUGCUCAGCUCCUCCAGAUCUGCUGAAAAGUAUGAAUCUUGCUGCAAAAUAUCUGGACCCUCGUCCUUGCUCGGCUCCAAAUUUCUCGGGAAGAAGUUGCUCUCUGCUAAAUCCGCGGUUUCGCCUGCUAGCCGUCGAUCUGGCGCCGUCGUGGCUGUUUCCUCCGAUGUUGUUAAGGAGAAGAAGGUCAAGUCCGCCGCCUCGAAUCUGCUAAUCACAAAGGAAGAGGGAUUGGUAUUGUAUGAGGACAUGUACCUGGGAAGAGCGUUCGAAGAUAUGUGUGCCCAGAUGUACUACAGAGGCAAAAUGUUUGGUUUUGUCCACUUGUACAACGGUCAGGAGGCUGUGUCGACUGGCUUUAUCAAGCUCUUGAAGCAGGAAGAUUGUGUCGUCAGUACUUACCGUGACCACGUUCAUUCAUUGAGCAAAGGUGUGUCCGCCCGCCAGGUCAUGAGCGAGCUCUUUGGCAAGACCACUGGUUGCUGCAGGGGCCAGGGUGGGUCGAUGCACAUGUUUUCCAAGGAGCACAACGUUCUUGGUGGAUUUGCUUUCAUCGGUGAAGGAAUUCCUGUUGCAACAGGGGCUGCCUUUACUAGCAAGUACAAGAGAGAAGUCCUGAAGGAGGAUUGUGAUGAGGUGACUUUGGCAUUUUUUGGGGAUGGGACUUGCAACAACGGCCAGUUCUUUGAGUGCUUGAACAUGGCUGCAUUGUGGAAGCUUCCAAUUGUGUUUGUUGUUGAGAACAACUUGUGGGCUAUUGGGAUGUCCCAUCUGAGGUCCACCUCGGAUCCUCAGAUUUGGAAGAAAGGUCCGGCUUUUGGGAUGCCUGGUGUUCAUGUUGAUGGUAUGGAUGUUUUGAAGGUGAGGGAGGUUGCACAGGAGGCUAUUGGUAGAGCUAGAAGAGGUGAAGGUCCUACUUUGGUUGAGUGCGAGACCUACAGGUUCAGAGGACACUCUUUGGCUGAUCCCGAUGAGCUACGUGACCCUGCUGAGAAGGCUCGUUAUGCCACAAGAGAUCCCAUCACUGCUUUGAAGAAGUAUCUGUUCGAAAACAACUUGGCAAACGAAGCAGAGCUGAAAGCCAUCGACAAGAAGAUUGAUGAAAUCAUCGAAGACUCUGUUGAGUUUGCUGACGCAAGCCCAGUUCCAGCGCGCAAUCAGCUGUUGGAGAACGUGUUUGCUGAUCCGAGGGGAUUUGGGAUCGGACCUGAUGGCAAGUACAGAUGUGAGGACCCUAAAUUUACUGAAGGAACUGCUCAGGUCUAGCUUCCAAUCAGCAGCCAUAACUGAGAGCAGGAACAAGCUUCCUCUUAUACGGGCUAGUGUUUCGGAGGGAUCUUGUUGCCCAACUGUUUCAGUGUUGCAAUUUUUUGUUUUAUGUUGUUUUUUCUUGGGUCUAAAUUAUUGUUGUUUGCUGGAAACUGUUUGAAAUAGCGGUUAAGUUAUUGAUGACCAACUCUACUUGUUUUUCAACAAUUCUUUGUUGUAUAAACAAAGAAGCUUACCUAUA